GGCGGUGAUGGCGGUGCGUGAACGCGCGGCGGCAGCAAUGGCCGCUCUGGAGCGGCGGGUGCCGAGUCUCGAUGACUUCGCGGGACAGAGCUGGAGCUCGUGGGUGGAGCGGGCCGAUGUGCCCGCAGCCGACGGGACUGAGUUGGAGGAGAGUAACAAAAACCCGAAGAAGUUGGAUGCCAUGACCCUCAUUAAAGAAGACAUGUCCAUCUUCGGGCACUGCCCUGCCCAUGACGACUUCUAUUUGGUUGUAUGUAACCAUUGCAGCCAAGUGGUGAAGCCUCAAGCUUUCCAGAAGCACUGCGAAAGAAGACAUGGGCCCCUCAGCAAGCUCUACACCCGGGCCCCACCUCCACCUCCGGCCCCUGCCAGCUCUCAGAAAUGCCAUGUAGUGAAUGGGCAGGGCCCUGCUUGUAGGGCCCCAGGUUCUACCAAAACCUCCUCCAGGGAGAAGGGCCAGGGGUCUCGCAGCCGUGGCCACCAGCCUCCUGAGAAGACCCAGAAGGACAACCUCUGCCUUUUCGUGCCUGUGGUGAAUCUGGAGAAGAUGUCCAGUCUUCCGAAGCCCGAUGGACAUGGAAUCAGGGUGGCCCCGCCCUCUGCUUUCCUCAGCCAGCCAGGUGGCCUCACCAAGGACUCCCCUGGAAAAAAUCCCAUGGCAUCCCCUUCUAAAGAACUUCCUGGCAGAGAGAGCAUCGAGAUAGCCCCCAGCGAGGGCCCCAGUCACCGGACUGAAGGCAGCCCUUCUGAAAAGGAGCCUGGUGGGGCCAAGCUGCCCCCUAAAACCCACCGGAAGAUGGCUCGGAAGGAGUGCGACCUCAACAGGCAGUGUGGGGUAAUAAAUCCAGAGACCAAAAAGAUCUGUACCCGCCUUCUCACUUGCAAGAUCCACUCAGUACACCAGCGCCGGGAGGUCCAGGGCCGAGCCAAGGACUUUGACGUGCUGGUGGCGGAGCUGAAGGCCAACUCCCGCAAAGGGGAGUCUCCCAAGGAGAAGAGCCCAGGGCGCAAGGAGGCAGCUGUAGAGCGCCCCUGCCAGGAGCCCCCCGCCUCAGUCCAACUUGUGGCAGCAGCGGCUGCUCCCAGUGGCGCCUUCUCUGCUCGUGCCAAGCCGACCUACCCCUACUGUGCACUGCCCAGGUCCCAGGCUUCCUCUGAGAGUGAGUUGGAUGAUGAAGGCCCUUGUGGUGGUGAUGGGGAUCCAGGCCUGUUCCCCUUCCCCCUGCCCCGGGGUGGGGCCCAGGCCUCCAGCGAGGAGAGUGAGGAGGAGGGGACAUCUGAUGAACUCCACCUCCCCACUGACUGCCAUUAUGCAAACCGGCCCCCUCGGCCGCAGGCGUUCUGCACCUUUGGGAGCCGGCUGGUGAGUCCAGGAUGCUACGUGUUUAGCCGCCGGCUGGACCGGUUCUGCUCGGCCCUGAGCUCCAUGCUGGAACGGCACCUCAGCUCCCACAUGUGGAAGAAGAUCCCACCGGCGGCUGAGCCUCCAUCCCAUCUUGUCAGCUCCCUCCCAUCUGCUCCCCUGAGUCCAUCCCCUACGGGCAGCAGCCCUCGCCUUCCAGGCCCACCCCCCAGACCCGCCUGCCCCGCCUCUACGCCCCCCACCAAGGACAGCCUUGUCCCCAGCUACCCUGCAGGCUCCCCCAGCGUGGCAGCUGCCUGUAGUCAGGCGGAGUGCACGGGCGGGAGCCAGGCCAUCACCUCACCACUGCCUGCCAACACGCCGUCCCCGUCCUUCAGCAAGCUCCCACCUUCCAAGGCCAGCAAGUCGUCCAAAGGCAAGGACAGGCUUGAGGUGGAGGCUCCUUCUCGAAAGCGAAAGUUAUCACCUGGCCCCACCACUUUCAAACGGACUUGCAUCCUGGAGCCCACUGGAAAAGGCAAGCCCUCUGGAUGCCGGGGCCUCACAGCCAAGACUAAACCCGCUCUGGGCCUGGGGCUUAAUGGGACAGUGGGGCCAAGAGUGAAGAGGGCAGGGCCUCUGGAUUGUCGGGAUUCCCCUCAUCAGCCCCCCACGCCAGUCAAGGCCUCUCAGCUGGACAGCCAGGGGGCGGCUGGACACGCGGCCAAGGCCCUGCCAACCAACUGCCUCUCUGAGGAGGAGGUAGCCAAGAAGCGGAAAAACCUGGCCACUUACUGCCGGCCAGUGAAGGCCAAGCACUGCCAGGCUGGUGCCCCUGCCGACGCGGCCUGCUCUGUGCGCCGCAAGAAGCCGGGUCCGGCCCUGGCCUUUGAGGAGAAGUGUUCUACACUGCAGCAACCUGGCGCCUGCAUCCUGUCUGAAUUACUGCCUCAGUUUCUUCAGCUCCUCCUGCCUCCUACUAGUAGCCUCAUUUUCUCAACCACUGGAGCUGAAGUGGAGUUGGUAAUUGCUCUCAGGAUGUUCCUGAUUCCUGUGGGACUGCCUGUUUUGGUCUCUCGCCCCAUGGCCUGUGGGUUUACCCUUAAGGAAGGGGUGCAGCCUCUCCCAGGUAGGCCUCCUUAAGUGGAAGCACACCUUUUCUGGAGGCAGAAAGGGAAAAGGUAAGACCACUUCCAGAAUUCCCCUUGGUGUGGGAGGCAGCCAGCUUGUGGGAGGUUCUAGUCCCUCAGGAUCACCUGGCU
Molecule: messenger RNA, 2604 nt
Organism: Budorcas taxicolor (takin)
Lineage: Eukaryota; Metazoa; Chordata; Mammalia; Artiodactyla; Bovidae
Gene: ATXN7L2
Product: ataxin 7 like 2
Exons: 11
Coding region: 8-2485 (825 amino acids)
Source: RefSeq, a predicted model, not a curated record